UGAACAAUAUUGUUUACCUCGAAGUACCAUCUCAUGUGAAAUAAACCUUACAUCUUGCGCCUUCAAUGCACUUUCAUUAUGAGGAUUUACAUCCCAAAGAGCAAAUGUUUUCUCCUCAAGACUGCUAGGUAUGCAAAUGCAACUUUAUCUGUUACCGGGUGUGCAAGCAAUUAAAAUGGACGCACCUCUAAAAGCAUGAAGGUUAUGUUCAACAAUUACGACUAUGUUGACAACUUUUUGCACCCAUAUCGAUUUCUGAAUGAUCUGUCUACAAAUACUGAAAAGGAUGCUUGGUUUAUGACGCUCAAUGAAAAUAGUGGUCUGAAUUAUGCCUGAAAACUGUAUCAAGGAAAAUACAUGUUUUCCGUUUGUACAGAAACAGAUGCCUGUGCCUAUUCAGAUACUGAACAGGCGUUGCCGGUGUUUUAAAUGUAAAGGAAUAAAAUAUAUUCCUCUACCAAAGAAACAUGCCCCAAUUUACGUCAGGCAUCUCAGAUAGCGCACCACACACCAGAGCUGGCCACUGUUUUCAUAGGUGUACAAGUGGCUAAGCUAGCUCCGUAACGGAGCAGUUCACGAGUUGAUGGUAGGCUCAGUUUAAACAGUUCACAUAUCAGGUGUCUACCAUAGUCGUUGUUUUAACACAGCCGCUGUUCCAAAUACCAUUUAAAAGUUGUGGUUAGCCGUAAAUAUGCCAUGCCUCUUGUAGCGCAACCUCUGAUCUCGGAGAGCUGUGUUGGCUAAUCUGCCGGGGCUUUUCCAUUGCCCAUUGCUCCUCCUUUGCUGUUUUUUUCUCUCAGCAGUUUGGAAGACAUUGAAUGAUCGACACUGCAGCAAGUUUACAAACCAGGGGAACGACACCAUUGAGAAAAACGACACCGGUGUUAAUUUGUCUUUAUCCUGUAGGACACUCUUCUGCUAGCUGCGAACACACUGGCGGCUAGCUAUUUAUACGCGUCUUUGUUUCCUCCAUCAAAAGUGAUCUCAUCAAGCCUAUGGUCUUCUGUGUCCACGCGAAUGUGUGACAUCUACCCUGGUGUCCCGUUGUAUUGCACGAUUGUUGUAUUUCGGUCCAGAAGACUGGAAGAGUCACAGGUCGUGGAAUUGGAAAGUCCGGGCCAACUCAGUCCAACGAGGACAAAUGCAAGACGACGCGUACCGGGGCGGCCAUUUGACUCAAAAUAAGUUGUCAGUCAUGCCAUCUGGUUACAAGCAGUAGCCGGCGCUUUUGACCCAAGUUACUACGCUGCAAGUAACGAAAUUGGAUGGAAUAGCGGGCCUCAUUGCUUACCCGAAGAUUUGCUCUACAAUCGACGGGUUUGAAAUAACGGUGGCACCAUGUCGGAGGAUAACAACGUCGACAAAUGUAUAAAGGAGACCUCCAUCCUGGAGGAGUACAACAUCAACUGGACACAGAAGCUCGGAGCCGGCAUCAGUGGGCCUGUGAGGGUAUGUGUGAAGAAGUCGACGCAGGAGCGGUUCGCCCUCAAGAUCCUUAUAGAUCGCCCCAAAGCUCGCAAUGAGGUGAGGCUACACAUGUUAUGUGCAAUUCAUCCAAACAUUGUACAGAUCAUCGAGGUGUAUGCCAACAGUGUGCAGUUCCCCCACGAGUCCAGUCCGAGGGCACGGCUAUUAAUCGUCAUGGAGAUGAUGGAAGGGGGUGAGCUGUUCCACAGAAUAAGCCAACACAGACACUUUACAGAGAAGAUGGCCAGCCAGGUCACCAAACAGAUAGCACAGUCGCUGGAGCACUGUCACUCGCUCAACAUCGCUCAUCGAGACUUGAAACCAGAGAACCUCCUCUUCAAGGACAACUCGCUAGACGCUCCAGUGAAGUUGUGUGAUUUUGGCUUCGCUAAGAUCGACCAGGGCGACCUGAUGACGCCACAGUUCACUCCCUAUUAUGUAGCACCUCAGGUUCUGGAGGCACAGAGGCGACACCAGAAGGAGAAGUCUGGAAUAAUACCUACCUCACCAACCCCCUACACCUACAACAAAAGUUGUGACCUGUGGUCACUGGGGGUCAUCAUCUACGUGAUGCUGUGCGGCUACCCGCCGUUCUACUCCAAGCACCACAGCCGCACCAUCCCCAAGGACAUGAGGAAGAAGAUCAUGACGGCCAGCUUCGACUUCCCCGAGGACGAGUGGAGCCAGAUCUCCGAGAUGGCCAAGGACAUUGUACGGAAGCUUCUGAAGGUGAAGCCAGAGGAGAGGCUGACCAUCGAGGGGGUCCUGGCCCACCCGUGGCUCAACUGCACAGAGGCGCUGGACAACGUGCUACCCUCGGCCCAAAUGAUGAUGGACAAGGCGGUGGUAGCAGGCAUCCAGCAGGCGCAUGCCGAGCAGCUGGCCAACAUGAGGAUACAGGACCUGAACGUCAGCCUCAAACCCCUCAGCACCGUCAACAACCCCAUCCUGAGGAAGAGGAAGCUGCUCGGCACCAAGCCCAGUGAUGGCUUCUUCAUCCACGACCCGGAGAACGGGGGAGAGGACUCCAACGUGGCGCUGGAGAAACUCAGAGACGUCAUCGCACAGUGCAUCCUGCCACAGGCUGGUGAGAACGAGGAUGAGAAGCUGAACGAGGUGAUGCACGAGGCCUGGCGCUUCAACCGUGACUGCAAGCUGCUCCGAGACGGCCUCCAAGGCCUCAGCUGGGACGGGAGGGCGUUCUGUGACCCAGUAGACCGCCUGAAGCUAGCGGAGAUCGUCAAACAAGCCAUCGAGGAAAAAACAAACUUACAAGAGUCUCAAUAGCAAGUGCUGAAUUUCUAUUUGUUUUUGUACUGUUUUAUUAUAUUUGUUCUUAAGCAAAUAACUGUAAAGAGUUUUUUUUUUCAAUGUAAAUGUGCUGAAACGUCUUUUUUUCAAUGGACAUGGCUCGAAAAACUACUGUAAAACUGUAGAUAUCUUCAAGGUUUGUUGGUACGAAAAAGGUUUUUUUAAACAAAUGAUGAGGAAGAAAAGAACCCAAAAACAUCUAUUUUUAUUUUCUUUUUGAGGGUGAAGCGAGAGAGAAAGAAGAAAAAAGACAACAAAACCUAAUCACAUCCUGCACUGGAGAAGCAAGGGAGAUUUUUUAAAACCUGCUUGUCCAAGAUGCCACAUAUUUUAUUUUAGCUUUAUUCAGCCUUCUCUUUUUAACAAUUCUCAUAAAUCUAUUUAUUUAAGAUAAAAAAAAUAAUUAUAAUGAACAAAGGAAACCAAUGCUGUUAUUUUGUACCAUAACGCCUGCCGUUGCAUCACACAGAUCAGUAUGAGUUGCUGAAACAGAACAAAUCAGAGCCAGUGAAGAGAGGGCAAGACCUUUAGCUUAAAGAAGGUUUGUCCUGCAAAUGUAUCUAUCCAGUGAAAAAAAUGUGAACUGUAAAUGAAAAGAAAAAAUCAUAUAAGCCUUUUGAAGGAGAAGAAGAAGAAGAAGCUACUCAGCAUGAGCUGCAUUAUGUCGAAAGGUUCCGUCGUCACUGUCUUGCCUCCAGACAGAUUAUCAAGUACUUGUGAAUUGCUAUGAGCCUGAAGUAAGCUGUGUAUGUCUUCCCCGACGAGGAUUCCAAACGUUUGGUAGUAGUUCCGAAUGCUGUACAUGUCUAGUCUUACAGCGAAUUUCAAAUGCAACGCAAACAAACAAGCGAACAAACUCGCUACCUCCUCUUGGCUGCACGGAGGUUAUGUUGGGAGCAUGGGAGUGGAGAGAGCGAGAGAUAUCGAGAUCAGGACAACAAAACACUACAAACUGUUUGCAGUCAGACGUGCACACUCCCAAGUCUUUGUAUGUAACCCAGUAGUAUUGCGCCUCAGUUAUGGUCAGAGAGCCGUGUGUAUGUGUGUGUGUGUGUGUGUGUGUGUGUGUGUGUGUGUGUGAUUGCGUGUGUGUGUGUGUGUGUGUGUGUGUGUGUGUGUGUGUGUGUGUGUGUGUGUGUGUGUGUGUGUGUGUGUGUGUGUGUGUGUGUGUGAUUGCGUGUGUGUGUAUGUGCGAGAUUGUGUGUGUGUGUGUCUGUCGAGAGAUUUUUUUUCAUGUCUACUUGAGCUGUCAAGAGGUUCAAGCCAAUGUGAGGAUCUUAUGGUUUCAAGUACAUUAUAUCCGUUUUCUUUCUUUCUUCUUUCUUGCUUUCUAAAGCAACGACUUCAGGAAGAGAACCCUUGAGCCUUCCUUCUUUUGCCUAUAUUUAUGUGUAUCGAAAAUGUCUGAGUAAUACCUAAAAGGUGUGUGCGUACUUAUGUGUUUCGUACAUGUGCCCUUGUUGAGAGCUUGCCCUUACCAAGUCCAAGUCGGAGCUGCUUCCACAAUAAGUGAAUACAAAUGCCUGCACCGGAGGAGGCUAUUCUGCCCUACAAAGCCAAAGCGCAUUAACUAUAUAUUUAGUCAAAAUUGAGUUUAGACUGAAAAUUUGCUGCAACUACAAUAUCCAACCUAAUACCAAUACUUUUGAGGGCAUUUUCCUCAGUUUGUGUAGUUACUGCACUUCGUCUUUGUAGAGCAGUAUUGGUGGUGGCUGUCUCCAUGUAGCACCUUAGCCACUGACAGCCAUAUCUCCCCUUCUCCUCCUGGUGUUACGCAUCGUCUCCCACCCAAUCAGAGCCUGACAAACUGGUUUGGACCCGGGAUGUCAAACUCCACCCCUCCAAUCACAGUUGACCUUAGCUCAGGACCCUAACCAUCAUGGAAAGAAGAAAUUUGUGGAUCUCGCCAUCCCCACCUGCUACUUAUUGUUUUGACUCUGAAGCUGCAAAAAGUUAGGCCUUGUGUUUGGGAUCUCUGCUCAUUUGUCUCUCACUGGCAGUGGUUUUAAGACAGACUGCAGUUUACUAAAACAAUUCACAAAUCAUGGAUCUCUGAUGUUUUCAGGAUGACAACUGAAAUUGUUGAAGGGAAAGGGCUUUUGACUCAACCAGUUGUAACUUUUUUUCAUUUAUGACUUAAUUCUUAAAUAUGUUCAGCAUAACAUGCCGCAAGCUUUCCACGUUUCCUUGAACUUUUUUUUAUUCCCCUAACCAGACUAUAAUCCUCUAACAGUCCUCACUAUUGGUAGACUAUGACUCAGGUCAGAUUAUGAAACAUAUUGAUGAAAUGUUUUUUCCCCUUGUUUUGCCAAAGGAGCAGUCCCCCCUUUUGGAAACCUUUCUUGUGUUUUUUCAAGGUGUUCUCUGAGUCUGGUUAUAUUUAGAGAUGCACCGGAUCCUGAUUUUUAGGAUCCUGGCGGAUACCAGAUCCACUGCUUAAGAUCCUGCCGGAUCCGGAACCCGAUACCGGAUCCUACGAAAGGGUUGAAACACAUAGCCUACUCACACACGUGGGCCCUUUUUAUCAUGUUGGCUCAAACUAUUUUGACUGAAAAGCCUCGGCUACCGGAUCCUGGGUCCUGGAACCGGAUCCGGAUCCUGUGAAAAACCCUAUUAUCCUGCCGGAUCCGGAACCGGAUCUUGGAUCCGGUGCAUCUCUAGUUAUAUUACCUCUUAGCAUGUAUCAUUGAACCAGUUCAAUAACAUAAAGUAUAAGUAAUAUCAAAUGAGUAAUAUCACCAGAAUCAGAGAACAGCUUGAUAAAAUGAAUGGGAAAAACUCAAUUAUUUAACUUGAGGAGGUGUAAAGUGAGCUUAUCUCCAAAAUUGGUGGAUUGUUCCUUUUAAUGAUGAGGAGUUAGAAUUGGAACAGGGGCAGAGACUGGAUGAUACUGUAAUGUAAUGUAAUGCUGCAUCUUGAACCUCAGUUCUAGGGAAUAGACCUGAACAUGAGAUCAUUUUUAUUUUAUUUUAUCUCAAAGAGCUUUCUUUUGGAUUGUCAGUAUCUGGCUAACACACACACACACACACACACACACACACACACACACACACACACACACACACACACACACACACACACACACACACACACACACACACACACACACACACAGUGAGGUAUUGUACAUAUUCUCAACAGUCUUCCAUGUUGCAGCAUAAUCAUGUUUGUCCAGUUAUACUGUAGCUUUCUGAAUGAAGAAAAAUAAACAUCAACAACAACCGUUAAGUGACACUGGCCUCCGUAGUGGUGGGAGCACCUCAGUAAACUAUACAUCAAAUAAAUGUUUUCUGAGAUGAAAUGAGGCAUUAACAUGGCUUCUAAUUCAGCAGUAAAGCGCUCUAGUUACAUGACAAAUCUUGCCUUGCUGUUUUUUGAGACAAGCCAUUUUUGUUGUCAUUGUUGGUUUUGCCACCUUAGCCUUUCAAGCUGGAGACGGGAUGCGAAACUGAAGCAUACAUUUGGCUCAUAAGACAGAUUGUCCGUGUUUUAUUUGCUCAUGUAAUGUUCUCUUUUCUGUUUUUAAUUCCCAGUUUUGAAUAUCUGUUUGAAGAAAUGCAUCUUGUUUUUCCUCAUCUCUCUUUUUUGUCAUUUGAUUUUCAUCAUCAUUCAUUCUGUUGUGCUUUUGUGUACUAAUCUCCUCUUGUGUGGUUCUGUAACGGUGCACUUAUCGUUAUUUCAACGUGGGAGGUCUGUACCCCAGACAGUAUUUUAUUUGUUCUCUUAUCAUCUUUUGAAAUGUCAUGGACAUGCUGAAAUGUUUUUUUUUUAUUAAAGCAUAUCCCGCUGUUCAGAAGUCAGUGUCUCUCUCUCACG
Engraulis encrasicolus (European anchovy) is the source of this 6594-nucleotide messenger RNA. RefSeq names its product MAPK activated protein kinase 5 (gene mapkapk5). The transcript is spliced from 14 exons. Gene Ontology annotation, molecular function: ATP binding; mitogen-activated protein kinase binding; calcium/calmodulin-dependent protein kinase activity. Bases 1339 to 2754 code for a protein of 471 amino acids. Gene Ontology annotation, biological process: Ras protein signal transduction; protein autophosphorylation; negative regulation of TOR signaling. Gene Ontology annotation, cellular component: cytoplasm; nucleus. Lineage: Eukaryota; Metazoa; Chordata; Actinopteri; Clupeiformes; Engraulidae. The record is from RefSeq and is a predicted model, not a curated record.